GCGGCCUUACCAGCAGUAGCGAAAAAUAGUCCGUUAACGAGCGAGUGAGGCACCGAGAGCGAGCAAAAUAGAGCGAGAGAGGCCGAGAAAGGGAACUACGAGCAACGCUAGCUUAACUGGCUAAUUCCACGAGUGAAAUAAACUGCGCUCUAGCCUCGCCGCAACCGCUAGCAUGGCCGACAACGACAAACUGGACAACCAGCGACUGAAGAAUUUCAAGAACAAGGGUCGGGAUUUAGAGUCCAUGAGAAGACAGAGGACGGAGGUGGUGGUGGAGCUGCGAAAGAACAAGAGAGAUGAGCACCUCCUGAAGAGAAGAAACGUGCCCCAUGAGGACAUUUGCGAGGAUUCCGACGUGGACGGAGAUUUCAGAUCGCAAAACGCCUCCCUCGACGAAAUAGUGCAAAAUGCCACCAGUGAUAACCAAGGCAUCCAGCUGAGUGCUGUUCAGGCCGCCAGGAAAUUGUUGUCCAGCGACCGCAACCCGCCUAUCGACGACCUGAUAGGCUCCGGGAUUCUUCCUAUUCUGGUCCACUGCCUGGACCGAGAUGACAACCCUUCUCUGCAGUUUGAGGCCGCCUGGGCUCUGACCAACAUAGCGUCUGGCACUUCCGAGCAGACCCAAGCCGUGGUGGAGUCCAGCGCCGUGCCGCGCUUCCUGAGGCUGCUUCAAUCGCCUCACCAAAAUGUGUGCGAACAGGCCGUCUGGGCUUUGGGCAACAUUAUCGGCGACGGCCCGCAAUGCCGAGACUACGUGAUCGGCUUGGGCGUCGUCAAGCCGCUGCUGUCUUUCAUCAGUCCUUCCAUCCCAAUCACCUUCCUUCGCAAUGUCACCUGGGUUAUGGUCAAUCUGUGCCGCCAUAAAGACCCUCCGCCGCCCAUGGAGACCAUUCAAGAGAUCCUGCCAGCUCUGCGUGUGCUGAUCCACCACACUGAUGUCAACAUUUUGGUGGACACGGUGUGGGCCCUGUCCUAUCUGACGGAUGCUGGGAACGAGCAGAUCCAAAUGGUGAUUGAUUCUGGCAUCGUCCCUCACCUGGUCCCACUGCUCAGCCACCAGGAGGUCAAAGUUCAGACCGCUGCCCUGAGGGCUGUGGGCAACAUCGUGACUGGAACAGAUGAGCAGACACAGGUGGUGCUCAACUGUGACGCUCUCAACCACUUCCCAGCCCUCCUGUCACACCCAAAGGAGAAAAUCAACAAGGAGGCGGUGUGGUUCCUGUCAAACGUCACAGCAGGGAAUCAGCAGCAGGUGCAGGCGGUCAUAGAUGCCAAGCUGGUCCCCAUGAUUAUCCACCUUCUCGACAAGGGAGACUUUGGAACCCAGAAGGAAGCAGCCUGGGCCAUCAGCAACCUUACAAUAAGUGGGAGGAAAGAUCAGGUGGCGCACUUGAUCGAGAAGCAGGUCAUCCCUCCAUUCUGUAACCUGCUCACGGUAAAGGACGCCCAAGUGGUGCAGGUUGUCCUGGAUGGGCUCAGCAAUAUCCUGAAGAUGGCUGACGACAAGGCUGAAACCAUCGCGAAUCUCAUCGAAGAGUGUGGAGGUCUGGAGAAAGUGGAGCAGCUGCAGAAUCAUGAAAAUGGUGAUAUCUACAAGCUUGCUUAUCAAAUUAUUGAUCAGUUCUUCUCCUCUGAUGAUAUUGACGAAGAUAACAGCCUGGUCCCCGAAGCCAUCCAGGGCGGAACUUACGGCUUCAACUCCGCCAACGUGCCAGCCGAGGGAUUCCAGUUCUAAACGGCGUCCGGGGUAUUCUGGAGUUUUAUUCACGAUGCAGCACUCUGUUCAACAUAAACAAAAUUAGGCAAGAGAGAGCGAGAGAGAGAGAGAGCGAGAGUGUGAGAAAUUUGAUCCAUUGUGCUUGGCUCGUGGGAUCCAUGGCUGCAUCUUAUCUGAGAGAAAAAUGUGUGGAUUUCAUUUGGCGUUCCUGGGGGAAAGCAGCCCAAAUGAAGUUUGAGUUGGCGAGUGGGUGCGAGUGAGAAUGAGUGGCUACAUGUUGCAAAAAAAAAAAAAAAAAAAACCCACAAAAAAAAAAAAUCAGUAUGACAAAAGAAAACAAAACCACCUACAUCAAAACAUGUCGAGAGACAUGGCAACGCGACAACUUCCGUAACAGAAGCGACGACUUCAACUCGAUGUCCGCCCAAGGAGACACAACAACAAACUCUUAAAUCACAAUCCUCGAGGGCGCCACCUUCCCCCAAUCGGCCACACUAUCAGACGUGUGUGUGAAUGGAGCCAUUGCGUAUGAAUGUCUGGACUCAGCGCUGAGGAGCCAGGUUCAUCUCCCAACAGGACGUCCCGACGGGACACCCUCCUCUUCCCCUCCGGGGCGGCGGGGCCAGGAGUCUGGCUGCGUGACACGUGUGCGAGCGAGCGAGAGAAUGGGCGGAUGGGUUGUGUGUGCGUGACUGGGAGUGUGCGAGGACGCAUGCAGGAGACGGCAGAGAUACAAAUGCAACAUCUUGAGCGAGGAAACGCAGCGAAGUUUAGAAAAGAAGAAAGAAAUUCGGCCUUUGAGGCUGAUCCUCAAAUCCCUGAAACAAAGAACUUUGGAUACCGGAAGAGAAAAAAAAACCCAUCAGUGCAACGAAUAUUUUUUGUUUUCACUUAUUUUUAAGUUGCUAUCAAUGGACACUGGACAUUGCGAAUGGCAGAUGCACAGAAGGGGUGCAUUCUAUUAUGAAGAUGCAUUGGGUGGCUUUGGGGCUUUUCUUUUUUGCCUCUGGCAUGUUCCUUUUAAUGCUUUUUUUGUUUUGUUUCCCCACCUCCCUCAGCUUUUAUUUUCAUGGCUUCUGUUAAGGCGAUUUCAUCACAAGCCUACCACGUUACAGGCUUGACGCUGUGAAUUGUUGUUCCCCCUAAAAUGAUUGGUUCCGUUUGAAUUGAAGUCCAGCAAAACCACUGCUUUGCAGUUUAGUUGCCAUAGAAUUGACUUACCGUGAAAGGGAGAAGUGAACAUAGGCCAUUUUCACAUAGGAUUGUGAAUCUCAUAACCCUUGCAUGUACUCAAUGAUGACACAGUUCCUUUCUUUAGGGUCUUAUAGGUUCCUUAGGCUGUGGAUACAGUGUAAUCUUUAUUUUAAGUAAACUGUGCUUAAAUGUUACACAUUUACCCUUCCCUUACUCCCCCCUUUUAAUGUCUCACUUGCUAAAUAAUCUGUAUGGUUUUGCACAUGUACUGCAAAGUGACGCCUCAAGAUUGAUUGGUCUGGCCUCAACAAUAUGCAUCAUUUUGACCACAAUCUUUGUCUUUCAAGAGUCAUCCCAGGAACUUUUUUUUUUUUCAAGUGACAGUUGAGGGGAGAUAAAGAAUUUAUUUCAGGAGAACUAUCUCAGACUAUGAGGGAGUCCGACCUCAUGCUUUUUUUUUUCCGUAAGGUCCAAAGGGUGUCCAACUGUCCCUUAGUGGAACCUUUGAAUAAAUAAAACAUGAACAAAUUUGCAGUAACUUUAGUACAUUUGGGAGUUAUUUAGCCCUGUGAUCAUGUGUCCUUCACAAACUUAAGUACUACAGGUUUGUGUUUAACUCAAGACACUGUUAAAAAAAAA
This is a messenger RNA of Syngnathus acus (greater pipefish), 3550 nucleotides long. It is a transcript of the gene kpna4, whose product is annotated as karyopherin alpha 4 (importin alpha 3). Lineage: Eukaryota; Metazoa; Chordata; Actinopteri; Syngnathiformes; Syngnathidae. Gene Ontology annotation, cellular component: nucleoplasm; cytoplasm; nucleus. The transcript is spliced from 17 exons. Gene Ontology annotation, biological process: NLS-bearing protein import into nucleus. Gene Ontology annotation, molecular function: nuclear import signal receptor activity; protein binding. The record is from RefSeq and is a predicted model, not a curated record. The coding region runs from base 173 to 1735 and encodes 520 amino acids.